Molecule: messenger RNA, 735 nt
Organism: Colletotrichum spaethianum
Lineage: Eukaryota; Fungi; Ascomycota; Sordariomycetes; Glomerellales; Glomerellaceae
Product: NAD(P)H-hydrate epimerase
Exons: 7
Coding region: 1-735 (244 amino acids)
Cellular component (GO): mitochondrion
Molecular function (GO): NAD(P)HX epimerase activity
Source: RefSeq, a predicted model, not a curated record
AUGGCCCUGAGAACGCUUGGCGCAAAGGCGGCUGCGGCCCUGGAUAAGGACCUGAUGAGCACCGGUGCCUUUUCCCUUGACCAGCUGAUGGAGCUUGCCGGGCUGUCCGUUUCUCAAGCUGUCUACCGUGUCCAUCCGCCUAGCCGAGGCGUGAACGUUUUGAUUGCUUGCGGACCUGGCAACAACGGCCAUGAAGCUUACCCGGCUACAGGGGGGGACGGAUUGGUUGCCGCCCGGCAUCUUCGUCACUACGGCUAUAAGCCAACUAUCUAUUACCCCAAGAGAAGCAAGAAUGAUUUGUACCAACGACUGGCGCAGCAGCUGGUGGAUUUGAACGUCCCAUUCGUUGACGACUUCUCGGCGGCUCUCAAGUCGACGGAUCAUGUCGUGGACGCCAUUUUUGGAUUCAGUUUCUCUGGCGAAGUUCGGGAGCCAUUCCCCGCGGUGAUCAAGGCGCUUGAAGAAACCAGUUUGCCGGUAACUUCGGUUGACGCCCCUUCGUCGUGGAACAUCGAGGCCGGCCCGCCUUCGUCUGGCCCUGGCAGCUCUUUCCAACCUGCAGUACUCGUCAGCCUGACGGCACCCAAGCCGUUGGUGAAGCAUUUUAAAGGACGCCACUUCAUCGGCGGAAGAUUCGUAUCGCCGGGCAUUGCUGAAAAGUACAAUCUGGACAUUCCGCAGUACGAAGGCAUCGACCAGGUGGUGGAAGUUGACAAUAACGGCCAAAAGCUAUAA